GGCCGUUCCCAUGGCGACGGGCCCAGCGGCCCGAGGCGCCGGGAGCUGCCGUUUCGGCCUCAGCUGGAGGCCCCGUUACCCGCCGGGGCAUGAGGCGGGGACGGGGCCGCUCUCAACCGCCUCCGCGGGGAGAAGAUGAAUACCUGCAAUAAACCUCCUAAUAAGACAGCUCCAGAGAACUUGGGCGAAGCUGUUCCUGAGGUGCAGGUCCAACGUGCUCGAAGGAAUGGCUGGAGCUUGCCUCUGCACAUUUUCCAGAUUAUUGCCUGGUGGCUGUACCUCUUCUUUGCUCUGGUUGGCUUUGGAAUCCUGGUUCCUCUCCUGCCCCGCCACUGGCUGCCCGCUGGCUAUAUCUGUCCAGGAGCGUGCUUUAUCUACCAUUUAGUUGUUCAUCUUACUGCAGUCUCCAUUGAUCCUGCGGAUGCAAAUGUGAGAGAAAAAAAAUAUCUAGGGCCUCUGGCUACCUUCAAUCGUAAUCAGCACCCCCAUGUCAUUGAAAACCAUCAUUGCAAUGUCUGUGAUGUAGAUGUGAGCGCCACGUCAAAGCACUGUGGAACUUGCAACAAGUGUGUGUGUGGCUUUGAUCACCACUGCAAAUGGCUCAACAACUGUGUGGGAGAGAGGAAUUACUGGCUCUUUGUGAAUAGCGUGCUGUCUGCCAUCCUGGGCCUCCUCCUUCUGCUCCUUGUGGCUUGCUACGUCUUCGUGCAGUUCUUCGUGGACCCCAUGAUGCUUCGCUCCGACCCGCGCUUUGAUGCUCUGAAGAACCACACGCACCGCUGGUUUGUGUUUCUUCCUGCAGCUCCUGUUGAGACUCGGGCAUCUGCCAUUUUGAUCAUGGCUGGGAUUUUUAUUCUUCUGGGCCUAAUGACCGUGUUCCUGCUGGGCCACCUCUUGGUCUUUCACAUAUAUCUCAUGUGGAACAAAUUAACUACGUAUGAGUACAUCCUGCAGCAGCGUCCCCAGCACGAGACGAAAGAGGUAGACAAGCAAAAGGAGUCUUGUCCCUCCCAGGAGAGACCCAGUCAGGAAGCAGACUUUCUUUCAGGUAACCCUGGCUAUACAGACCCUGCUAUUCAAGUAGAGGAAUUCUCAACAGUAGCUUCAGAAAAAAGCUUGUCAAAGCUCUAUGGCCACGACGACGAAGCUCCCCCCGAGCAGAGCUCCUCUCCUGACGGCCCAUCUCUUCACUUUGCAGUCCCUUCUCAGCAGCAGAAAAGCAGAAGAAAGAAGAUGCAUAAAGCUUCUUCCUCAUCAAUGGACGGCAGAACUAAAACACACACCAGACCUUGGCCCUCCUUCCCAGAUCCCCAGUCAGAGCUCCCAGCCACGGCUGUUGCCACCUCAUCUUCCCACAGCCAUCACCUCUUAGUGCCAGCUUUUCCUCUGAGAGCUGCUGUGCCCCCCAGCAGCAUCGGCCUCGUCCAGGCGGCGGGAACCCCAGCUGAUUAUCACUCAGAGUCCGCCGAGUCCAUGGAUGAGAUUCCUGUGGCUCAGACUCGCCUUGGGAGCACAGCCCUUCACAGGCCUCCUAAGAAUAACUCCAGCAACUCUCAACACUGUCCCUUGCCUGCAGACAAUCCCAGAGGUGACAGGAAGAAGAAUCUUUAUUCUGGGCACAAGGUAAAGAGGAAAAGCUGCCAGCAAGACAGACACGUGGAGCGGGACCUGGAGCUUUUUUCAAAGGUUCCUGCUGUGUUUGUAAGUAGGAGCAGUGGAGAACCUCACGUCUCCCAGCCCAGUGAGAGCACAUCUGAACCACACCACAGAAAAUGCACCAGCAAGCAGCACGUGGGCAGACAUGAUCCGUGCUCUGGGGACAUAAGGACAAACACCACAGUGGCCUAGUUACCCGCUUUCCAAAGCCAUAACCUUUGGGGACAAGGCAAGAGGUUCUCUUUCUAUGUGUAUGUUGCUGUUGAAAGAUCUUCACUCCAGUGACUCGUCUUUUUCCCUGGAGGUAGCAGCAUCCCUUUACCUGCUGCUGUCCAUCUUCCAGCAGAAGGAGCUGAGAGGCAGUAAAACUCCCGCUGCGUCAUCAUUUCUGGCUGCUGCCUCUUCCUAAGCCAAGAUUGCCCCAAACCCAGUUCUGCUUUCCUUGACAAGGGGGAGAAGUCUCCCCUGAUAGGGAUGUGACCAAGGCUGCCGACUGGUCAAGUACCCUGUGCUUGCCAUCCGAGUGCAGUGAGACAUUUCUCAUGCCCAGCCAAAGGCAAGAGGCAAUCAGGUGGCCAACCCUGAGGUAGGCAUGUUGCUAGAGAGAUCUCGAGUGCUUUUCCCCUCCUGGCCAUACCCUCCUGGCCCGCCGCAUGCUACUACUGCAGUAACUCUCUGGGAGGAGCAAGGCUGCAUCUCUGGUGUUCCCUGCACCCUGAAAACUAAAUUUCCCAUCUGCCUACACCCUGUCAGCCUAUGGAUCAUGCGCAGGGGCUUCAGCAGGUGCUCAGGGAGUAGCCUCAGGAUUCCCCUGUUCCCUAGAACCGCUUUCCACUGUGCGCCCUCAAGCCAAGCCCACCAGCACGUACUCUGUAAGGCAGCGUAGUUUGACCUGCUCCACCUUCCCAGCAGCGUGGGGUGUCCCACAGCUCAGCUUUUCCAUCAAAAACUCCCACAGGUUUCAGGACACAGCAGAUCCUGAAACCUUUCAAUUUCCUGGGCUGUCACAUCCACAUGAGUCCACGGCCAGGCCUGGAGUCCUUGUAUUGCUGAAAAAUCCCACAGCAGAUACCGGGGCAUGUCACCAGCACCCUGAGUCACGGCACCCUGUGCUGGUGCUGAGGAGCAGAGUGUGGUUUGGGCUGCCAAGCAACAGUGCCUGGGCUUUCCCUGCACCCUUGGCAUCUCCGUGAGCCUUGCCACCAGCAUGGAUGUGCCUGACACGAUUUGUCACCUGCACAGCCCCUGGCACAGCUGGCACCUUGAGCAGCUGGCUUGGCCAGAUGCACCAUUUCUGGACAGGCCCAGUAGAGAAGAGGAAGGCUAGGAAGUCUUUAUCACCCUACCAGAUAUUUUGAUGCAUGGAAACCACAACCAACCUUUCUCCAGACUACCAUGGGUGCAGGGAAGGACAAUACAAAGUGAGUCGAGUGCUCUGUGAGUCGAGCUAAGCUGUUCCUCCCCUCGCCUAGCUCAGUCUUGUGAGAAUUCAUCAGAAAUGGUUCAGAGCAGGACAGGAUAUUUGGGUACAAAUGCUCUUUGGGCACAGCCAGCAUGGGACAGGCAGGUUGGACUCCCAGCUUUAAGGUACACAGUUCCCAGCCUGGCUGUUGCCUGUCAUCCCAGUGCUUGCACUGGUUUCUGUGCUCUGAGGUCCACACAAAGUCAACUUCCCCUGGAGCUUUAGGCCCAGACAGUUUUACUUCUGGGGAGUUCACCAGCAGAGAGAAGCAGGGAGGUACCUGCUGUAUGUUGGAAGCCUCAGCCCAGUCCAGGAGCAUUCCCGAAUGCCAGCAGCCUGCCCAGCUCCCUCAGGAAGCACCCCAGCACCAUCACCUGGCCAACACCAUGCUGUGUGGUGGACAUUUCAAGUAGUGCUUGAAAAAAAAAAAAAAAAAGUGCUGUAGCUACUCCUGGAAACACAAGGUCCUUGCGGAGCUGAAGCUGGAGUAGGGGAGUCCUCCCUUUGAAGGGCUUAUGGGGUAAGUAUUGGCUCAGAGGCACUCCCUGGGACAGUCCUUGGGAAAUUCUGGCAAGGCAGCGUAGAUACCAUCACACUCCCCAGGCUGCUUCAGAAGGUGUCUCUCCAUCCUUCUCCGUUGUCUGAUUUUUGACUCCCAAAAGCUUGGGUGAGGAGCCUUGACUCUUCGUGGAAUUACGUCAUCGGCAAAAUUGAAGUCUCGUGUAGCUGUUGAAGUCAUUAUGUCUAAAUUUGCAGGAAGGGUUUACCUGUGGCCACGCUCCUUGCAGCUGUAGCAAGGUGGUGUGACCCUUUGGAAAAGCAGGCGUGUGUGGGACCAACCUUUGUGGACCAGCAGACAUGGCACUGGCUUGUCUGCAGAAACCAGGGCAUCUGCUGACUGGUGGAGCCUGGUUAGACAAAACCCUCCCAGAUGUUUCUCCUGAUGUUUGCUGUCACCUGAGAGAACUACACCCUGCAGUAAUGCUGGGCUCAGGGUUUUCAAAGGCCAGCUGUCCCUCCACCCAAAAGUCAUUGGUUAUUUCUCUCCAGCAGGUGCCCUUGAGCAGACUUCAUGUGUUUUCUUACCCUCUGUCCAUGCAGAACCAGUUCCAAAGUCAUUUAUGGAGCUCUUUAGUAGCUCUGUCCACAAUAAAUUUUUCUAUGCCCUUUGCUAAA
Molecule: messenger RNA, 4294 nt
Organism: Calidris pugnax (ruff)
Lineage: Eukaryota; Metazoa; Chordata; Aves; Charadriiformes; Scolopacidae
Gene: ZDHHC1
Product: zinc finger, DHHC-type containing 1
Exons: 11
Coding region: 136-1848 (570 amino acids)
Biological process (GO): peptidyl-L-cysteine S-palmitoylation; protein targeting to membrane
Cellular component (GO): endoplasmic reticulum; Golgi apparatus
Molecular function (GO): protein-cysteine S-palmitoyltransferase activity
Source: RefSeq, a predicted model, not a curated record